AUGAAUAGUAUUUGCGUUAUUCUACUCCGCGCGUGGGUAUUUUUUAUGUGGAACGUUCAGCAGUUUAUCGAUUAUAUUCGGGGGAAAAGAGGUGCAUUCAUUCCCAUUACCGAUCUGCGAAUCGUUCACUGUUUGGACGGCCUUCUUGUUGUGGACAAGUCACACGAACUACUCAUAAACAGUACACACCCUUGGAGGAAUUAUGUAACCCUCCAAAUGCAGGUGCGCGAGAUGAGUCAACUUUCAUCCGUUUUUAGACUCGCAAACUUUACAUUGGAGCAUAUGUACAGAUUCAUCCAUCGUCUUGAUGCUUCCACUAGCGGUCUCAUUUGCAUCGCCUAUUCGCCAAAAAUGGCUGGCCUAGCGGCAAAGGCUUUUCAAAAUAGGAACACCACAAAGCUUUACCUGGCGGUUGUCUGGGGGCACGUUAAGGAUUCUACAUGCCUAGAUGUGGCUCGACUGCCCAAGUCCGACUACCUCUCAUCCCUCAACAUUGAUCCCUCGUGGUGUGUUGGUGUGUGCACGAAAAUAGGAGAUAUGAAAUACCUAGUGGAUUUUGCAAUAGGAGAUCUGCACUUUUCAUGGCCAGAGGGUCGGUGUCAGAAGAUCAUGGCUCCGGGUUGUGCAUCGAACUGCCAGCGCCCUCGAUCUGCACAGACCAAAAUAACAGUACUAAAACACGGCUUCCUCGAAGGCUCGCCAGCUAGUCUACUCCUUCUUGAACCGCACUCUGGUCGCCGGCACCAAUUACGUCUACACUGCGCCCUGGGUCUACGAGGGCACCCAAUCGCUGGUGAUCUCAUCUACGGCCGUCUCUAUGGUGAUAAAGAAUUGGUGGAAGUCGCAAAAGACCACAGUCUACCGCGUCUCAUGCUUCAUGCGUACUCUCUUCACCUUGAACUAGUGCCAAAACCCCCACCAGUGAAAGGAAAGAAGAAGCAGGAGCGCGUUAAUCGAGCCCAUCCCCGGCCGCUGGAGUUCCACUUCCAGUCUUCACGUAAUAUGCUCGAAGGCUGCCAGUGGGUUGAUGCUGCCGUGUUCCACAGCUUGUAA
Hydatigera taeniaeformis is the source of this 1053-nucleotide messenger RNA. Lineage: Eukaryota; Metazoa; Platyhelminthes; Cestoda; Cyclophyllidea; Taeniidae. The record is from the annotation of a GenBank genome assembly.